Messenger RNA from Vigna unguiculata (cowpea), 4691 nucleotides. RefSeq names its product TATA box-binding protein associated factor RNA polymerase I subunit C. The record is from RefSeq and is a predicted model, not a curated record. Gene Ontology annotation, biological process: transcription by RNA polymerase I. NCBI's taxonomy places the organism in Eukaryota, Viridiplantae, Streptophyta, Magnoliopsida, Fabales, Fabaceae. Gene Ontology annotation, molecular function: RNA polymerase I core promoter sequence-specific DNA binding. Gene Ontology annotation, cellular component: fibrillar center.
UAGAUUUAAUAAUUUCGAAAAUAUUCAUCUACUCUUUUUGAAAAUCUUAUUUUGUAUGAUUCUGUUACAGGGAUUGUGCAAUUGCCAUGGAGCUCUCAGAAGAAUGGAAAUCAUUCUUCCCAGUGGGUUCCUCUACAGUAGCUCCUCUUCUUCUCUCCAAUUCCCCUUCUCUCCCUUUGGGUCCUCUUCUCUUCAACCCUAACCCUAAUUCUCUCUCCCUUCUCUUCUCUUCCACCUCUCUGCUACCCUCUCUUCACUACGCUCCCUACCUCUUACCUUCACGAUUCCUUCUCUCUUCCCACCCUUCUUCCAUUCUCCCAUCCACCGCUUCCUCCAUCGCCUCCCUCUUCUCCUCCACCCACCAAAACGACGCUGCUUCCCCCUUCCUCCGCAACCGCCUCCACCUCCUCACCUACCCACGCCGCCCUUACGCCCUCAUUUUAUUCCCCGCCGGCGACAACGACCACAAGCUCGCAUUUUUCACGCUCCGCUUCGAGGACUCGCGCUUCCAUACUCAGCUCGAUACUAACGGCGACGUUUUUUAUGCGUCUACCGGCUCCUCGCACCGUAUCUUGAACAUUUCUGUUAACCCUGUUUCUGAUGAUGACGAGGUUGAUGGAGCUAUCGGGUAUUUGCUGGCUACUACUCUGUAUUCCGUUCAUUGGUUCGCUGCGAGGCACAAUCAAAUUUUGGAUAGACCUGGCGUGGUUUGUUUGGGUGAUAAGAUGUUUAAGACUUGCCCUGUGGCGCAUGCUUGUUGGAGUCCUCAUAUAUUGGAGGAGAGUUUGGUUUUGUUGGAGAGUGGCCAUUUGUUUUUGUUUGAUUUGGAGUGUUGUGGCUCCGGUGCUGGUUUCAAGGGGACUAGGUUGAAGGUGCCCUGGGAUGAUUCUUCGGAUAGUAAGGUGUGGCUGAGUUGUGAGUUUAGUUGGCACCCCAGGAUUUUGGUUGUGGCGCGUUCCGAUGCUGUUUUCUUGGUUGAUUUGAGGCUGAAAGAAUGUAGUGUGAGUUGUUUGAUGAAGAUCGAGACGCUUCGAAUGUAUGCUCCGGAUGAGAAUGAGCGGUUUCUUGCGAUGUCAAGGGCUGCUCCGGACAAUUUUUACUUUGCUGUGGCUUCUACUAGUGUUUUGCUUCUAUGUGAUGUGAGGAAGCCUUUGGUGCCGGUUUUGCAAUGGGUGCAUGGGAUUGAAGAGCCUAGCUACAUGUCUGUAUUAAGGUUGUCUGAUUUGAGGUCUCAUUCGAAGGAGGAUGCUUUUGAGGUGGCUUCUGAAUCUGGGUUUUGUAUUAUGUUGGGAUCUAUUUGGAAUUGUGAGUUCAAUAUCUUCUGCUAUGGGUCUAUAUUACCAUUUCGCAAAGGAUCUGUUACUUCAAAGAUUAACCCAGCCAUUUGUGCUUGGGAGCUUCCACUUGAGAUCAAUUUGUCUGGUCAUGAGUGUCAUUGUGGAAGUUGUCUCUUAAGGAAAGAGUUCUCGAAGGAUGCGCUUCCUGAGUGGAUUGAUUGGCAGCAAAAGAAAGAGAUAGUUUUGGGAUUUGGCAUUUUAAGCAAUAAACUUGCUGCAUUACUCGCUGAACCUGAUGAAAAUGGGGGUUUUACACUGAUAAGGCUUACUUCAUCGGGAAAGUUUGAAUUGCAGAGAUAUCAUGCCUCUUGGGCUCCGGCGAGAAACUUAGAAGAUUGCCCCGAUCAAGUAUUGUGUUUGAAUAGACACUUACUGUAUCACAUGAGUGAUGAGGAUUACAAAUUUCCAAAAAAUUAUAACUACUUAAAAUUGGAUUACCUUUACUCAUAUGCAAGUGGUGGACUCACUCGAUUCCUGGUUAGAAAACUAAAAAAACACUGUAUGGAUGCUCAUGACAAAGAACCUUUUAGCGCAGAAGUGCAUGAGUUAUUGUGUGAGAAAUUAAAUGCUUGUGGGUUUGGUCAAUUAAGAUCCUGUCCUGAAGUUACUUCUGUUUUUAAUGAUGUCAAGCUACCAGAAAGCUUACAUGAGGUUGCUUGGAGAAGAUUGUGGGCUGACUUACCUAUGGAACUGUUGCAGUUGGCGUUUUUGAGUCGUGCUGAAUGCCAUAAAGUUGUUGGAAACCUGGAUCACAUUAGGGUGGCAUUGGAAUCUUUAGCUGUUCCCGAACUUCCUCAAUUGCCUCCAUUCUUUUUAAGGAAAUCAUCACCGCACGGCAAUAAUGACAUUGUGGGUCCAGUUAUUCCCUUUCCUGUUCUCCUUGUGCUUAAUAAAUCUCGCAAUGGGGGCUUAAACUUGGAAGAAGGCGAAUUUUCAGUAGAAACAGAGCUUAGCCUCAAAUACAAAGAAGUUAUGCAGGUGGCUGGCGAGAUUGCUGUGUCAGCUUAUGGGCCUACGCACCUUGAUGAUCAUGCAGUCUCCCUUGCUGAGGAUGGAGACGAAACCUGGGCUGGACAUUCGAAACCAAAGUCUUUUUUGUUAUACCGUCCAGUUUCAUUCAACUCGUCUGCAGCCGACCAUGUAAAUGAAAAGUCUGUUUAUAGUGACACAAAUUAUGAUACAUUCAUUUCUCAUAUCCCAGAGAAGAAGUCCACUGAGCAGACUGAAUCUGUUGGCCAAGAGAUAUUUGAUGAUCUUUCCCCCGUUGAAUUGAGAUUUGAUGCUCCUGCGAAGAAGCUCGAACCUCUAGGUUUAAAGGCAUAUGAUCUAUUGAAGAGGCAGAUGUCUAAAUGGCAACAAAGUUUUGAUUCGUAUAAGGAAUUUUGUAUUCAAUCUAGAUUUGAAAAGAAUAGUUAACGGGUGAUCCCUCCUUUAUUCAUCCUCUUCCCCUUAAAACGUGGAUAUCUUAGAAGCAAAUGGAUCCCCUCCUCCUCCUAUAUGUUGCUUUUGGUUGAUUCUUGGAGACAGGUAUAGUCGGUGUAAUUUUUAUGUAAGUAAUUGACAAUUAAAGAUGGUAGAAUUGAGAAGCUGCUCUUGUUGAAAAGAGGCUCUUAUCAAUUUGAAGAGGAAGUAGGCAGCUAGUUCUCAAAAACUCUAAUCUAUUUGGACAAUUUUAUACUGCUUCCUCCCAUCAUUCUUAGUCCGUAUAGGGGAAGAUGAUCUUCUUUUUUUGCUGGUUUACUUAAUGAACCUAAAAAGAGUUUAUCCUCUACUUCCCCUCAAGAUGAUUCAGGAAUUGACAGAAGUACAGUCUAUCAAUUAUUGAUUGCUCAUACAAGAAUGAUAUUUUGUCCAAGCAACAUCGGUACAGAUUUUAAAGGCUGUCUGUGUGAAUCUGAUAUCUACUCUGUGAUACAAGGCAAAAUGUGUGAAUCUGAUAUCUACUCUGUGAUAGAAGGCAAAAUGUACGAAGUAUUACCAUUGGCAUGUUCAAGUAUCUUCUGGUAUAUAGGAGAGACGCAUUGGAAGACUUGCUUGUUUGUAGACCUGAUCAAGGGCAGCAACUUGAUUUGCUCCAUGGUGUUUUUGAUAAAUUAUUGACUUGAAGUUUAUUAAUGGUACCAAAGUUUCGAGGAGUAAGAAUCAAAGACAUAGAUUGUUGUCAAAAGAAAGAGAUGGGAAGGAAAUAUCUAGAAACUUCAAAAUUGGAUUUAAGACUCUGGGUGCAGGCAAUUUGGCAAAGGUAUGCACUGGGAGUAAGCGGCAUCUUUCUCACUAAGUAAACCUUCUUUCACCUGAGAGCCAAAAUGGAAGCUUUCUACCACUGAAGGUCUGUAUUGAAUGUGGAAAAAGCUCAAAUACUGCAAACAUGAAGUUGAUACAGUACACAAUAUUCUUGAUGAAUGGUUUAAUUAGAGAAACCAGAGUUGUCCGGGAAAAAUUGAAAAUGGACCUGAUGCAUCAGAGUCAAAACCUUAUUUUCAACUUUUGAUUAAUGGUGGCAAGUUCUACGGCUGUCACUGUGAGCUGUUUGUUGAACCUUUAAGAGUGGGUGAAUGCUGUUUCAUGAGAUUUUGAAGUUUCCUAGAUGAUUAUUGGUUUUCCACCAAAAAACAGAAAGAAGUUCUUAAAAUAUUUGGUUGCCACAAAUCUUUCUCGGAAUAGCAUGAUCAUCAAAGCAAGAAAGCAACGAUGUACCCAUCUUUCAAGAUAACAACGAAUCCUUUUCUAAAAGUUGUCAUAAGGGAGAAAGAAAUAAGCAAUUUCCAGUGCUUUAUGCAUCUAAACACCUUUUUAGGACGUGGAUACAGUAUCUUCCCUAAUGUCUAUCUAGUCUUUCCAUGAGUCCUUGCUGAUUAUAAGAGUGGAAAUCUUGUUUUGGCCAACCCAAAAACAUUUCACAGGCUUGAUAAACCAGUGGACUGCCAGACUCCAGAGGGUGAAGAUCAGUUUAGAAAAUGGCUGGGGAUGUUGCCCUCCCUCCAUGGGCCACAGGUAGCCCUCGAGAGUUCAUCGGUAAGCAGCAUUGGGAAGCUCUUGAACCAGGCUUUCUCAGAAAAUUUGUAUCACUGGAUAGACCUUAUUUUUGGAUAUAAGCGAAGAGUGAAGAAAGAUACAUUAAAACCCUUGGCAGAAUCUUCUUUCAGCGCACAUGUAAAUUUACAUUGAGGUAAUCAAAUUCAGUACGAGCUAAUGCUACAUUAUUUGUAACUGUAAAUGAAAGUGAUGCACCUCUUUUGGGUAUAUACACUUUAUCAGAAGUUACCAUUAAGUUUAACUACUUGCAACACACUCCAUCUUGAUUACUUGAGUUGUACUUGCUAAAUAUUCAAAUAUCGAUUUUAUAUUUAGAUA